This is a messenger RNA of Cherax quadricarinatus, 12830 nucleotides long. RefSeq lists its product as uncharacterized. The record is from RefSeq and is a predicted model, not a curated record. NCBI's taxonomy places the organism in Eukaryota, Metazoa, Arthropoda, Malacostraca, Decapoda, Parastacidae.
AUGUAUGGUGCCACCCUGGCAUUGUGUCAGUCUAUGUAUAGUGCCACCAUAGUGCUAUGUAUCACCCUAUGCAUAGUGCCACCCUGGCACUAUAUAUCACUAUGUAUAGUGUCACUGGCGCUAUGUAUCACUAUGUAUGGUGCCACUCUGGCACUGUGUGUGUCUACGUAUAGUGCCACCCUGGUGCUAUGUAUCACCCUAUGUAUAGUGCCACCCUGGCACUAUGCAUCACUAUGUAUAGUGUCAUUGGCGCUAUGUAUCACUGUAUGGUGCCACUCUGGCACUGUGUAUCAGUCUGUGUAUAGUGCCACCCUGGUGCUAUGUAUCACCCUAUGCAUAGUGCCACCCUGGCACUAUAUAUCACUAUUACAGUGUCACUGGCGCUAUGUAUCACUAUGUAUGAUGCCACUCUGGCACUAUGUAUGGCUCUAUGUACUCCUCUCCGAGGCAGCUGCACUCUAAGUGUCGUCAUCCUGGCACUCUAAACUGGCCCUCUUGCCCCUUAAAGCUACUCAGUUCUACCCUGGCACUCUCUAACCUACAUCACUAUGUCUAACUUACACCUGGCACACCUGGCACUCUAGAAAUGACAUUUGCAUCCCUCUGGCAUUCUGUAAAUUGCAUUGACAGUAGAGAGUGAGUUAUACGUGGCACUCUGAUGCCUUGGCACUACAAGGACUCGCCCUAUCUUACUUAAGAUGCCCAGAAGAAAUUUCAGAAGAGUGCCAAGUAGAGACAGAAGAACAGUGCCACAACUGUGCCCUUUAGUGUUCAGUAUCUUUCUUAGUGUUCAGUGUUCUCUGAGGCGUUAACUAAAUUUUUUAUAACUGGCCGUAAUUUUUAAGGAGGUGGAGCGGUAAGCCAGUGGAAGGCCUCGGUCAGAUGACCAAAAGCUCCAGCUGCAGGUCAUCAUAUGACUAAGACUCGCACCAGUAAACACCUGUCCUGUUUCCUGGAGAACUUUACCUAACCUAACAUGAUGUGCUGAUGAUUACAUUGAUCUAAUAGUGUUUUGUCGACAGGUGUACAUAUAUAUAUAUAUAUAUAUAAAAAUGUUAGGAACAUUUGUGUUUUGUUGGUGUGCGUGAGACAUGUUAGUGGUGCUGCCGCGGUCACUUCCAGUGGUGCUGCCACGGUCGCUUCCAGUGGUGCUGCCACGGUCGCUUCCAGUGAUACGUCGACAGUCACUUCCAGUGGUGCUACUGCGCUCUUUUGCAGUGGUGCUGCCACGGUCCAACUUAAAACAAUGUUGAAAAUUACCAUAACGGUGGUUCGUUGUUAAGAAAUGUUCUGAGGUCUCCUGAUCCCUUGUAGCCUCAGGUCUCUGCCCUGACCUCCACCGUGGAGGCAACAAGAGGCACUACACUGCCUUGACCUCCACCUUGGAGGCAGCGAGAGGCACUACAAAGAAGGUCCAGCCUUGCAUGAGUGCCUCAAGACUCGUCUGAGGUCCUGUAGUGAGUGCGUGGACAAGGGAGUAAGGAAAGAGCCACUCUCAUACGGUGCUUCAUUUCUGUAUUUGCUCAAUGUUAUCAUCCUGGUAACGAGAAUCAAAAAAUAUUCUCACUAGAUGCGCAGGUGCUCAACCCUUUGUGUGUGCACUUUCCUGUUAUCCCCAGUGCACCUAGCAACGAGAUAUAAAGGCACACCUCGGCAGGGUAAAGCGAGAGUGCACUAAACAUCAUGUGAAUGCACCAGGGAGUGAGGGAACACGAGAGUGCACCCUGGCUUUAAGACAAGACGUGAUUUUGAGAAGGCAAGACGGAGAGCCGUGACUGUAUCAGGCGACAGUGCACCAAGCAGCAAUGCAACAACUUGCAGUGCCACAGGCAGCAGUGCACUAGACACCAGUGCAUCAACCAGCCGUGCACCAGAGAGCAGUGCACAAGACAGCAAUGCAAUAGGCACAAGUGCACGAGGGAGCAGUGCAGCAGGCACAAGUGCACCAGGACGCAGUGCAGCAGUCAGCAGGGAGAGCCGUGAGGUGCAGGAAGCAGCAGUGAGUGCAGCAGGCAUCACGUGGAGCCGUGAAACUCACGGCUCCACUAUGCAUCGUGGGUCCCGGUGAAGCAGUGCCAUGGCCAGCCUGGCCGUGGGUUGAAGUGGCCCAGGUGUGUCAUGGAUGCUGGCCCCUGGCGUGGAAUCAGAGACGCCAUCUUGCGCCUGUGGACGCGGCGGGACGUCCCCAGGAAUGACGCCAAGGACGCCCAGGCGUCCAACCCCACGGACACGGUGACAGCGGCUGUAUCUACCGUGUCGGACACCAGUCUACCCCCACUCCCGGUCCCCGCCCCGCCCACCAUCACCACCCAGGGCGCCACCAGGACGCCCACCCUCCGUCUAAGGGCCCCGGGGGAAGCAGCGCCCCUGGAGGAGACGGAGGACGGGGAACUAGAAGGAGAUACCACCGUGUGCAAGGCCCAGGAGCAACUAGAUACCCUGAUACGUAACCGUGGGUACCUAGUGAAGGAACACGUACCCAGGAAGGUACUGGAGGGGCAGGUGAUGGAGAACAUACGCAGAAGGGAGAGGAUUGCUAAAAUCCUUCGUCAGGAGGAAGUGACACUGACCAUGGUGCCCGUCAACCCCGCCCUCACGGUGGCGGCUGCCACCGCCGCCGCCCACGCUGCCGUCGCCAACAGGGAACCGCCGCCGCCAGAACAUCCUGAGAGGUCAGCUGAGAUGAUGAACCUACUUACUAAGGUAUGGUCAGGCAAGGGAGCCAGCGUACAGGGCCGGGAGACAGGAGAGGUGGACUGGUCCAGGAGUCAGUUUGUACAAGAGUGUCUGGGGGAACAUAACAGACUUCGCUCACAUCACUCAGCACCCCCACUGGUGCUCUCUGAGGAACUAUGCAACGAUGCCCAAGCCUGGGCCAACCGCCUGGCACACUUUGGUCUCCUGGAGUAUAGUUCCGAACACGGGCGAGGCGAGAACAUUAUGACCUCUACUGCCAAGGAAGGUCUUACAGGGUACACUGUGGCUCAGGGCUGGUACCAAACUGGUCGCAACUUCAAGUAUGGCGUCAACAGCUCGGCGGACCUCGCACAUGCUGGGCCGUUCUCACAGGUGGUGUGGCAGUCAACCAGAGCUGUGGGUAUGGGCAUUGCCCGGGGUUCUGAUGGCCGCACAGUGGUAGUGGCACGCUACUUACCUCAGGGCAAUGUUGGAGGCCAGUUCAGCAGCAACGUGAAGCCUCCCGUAAGUGACAAUCCCCUCGCUAUCACCAAGACAUUGACACCAACAAUGUCCCGGACACGCCAGGAGGCGCAUUUCUAUGUCAGUAUCGCCCUAGAGCCUCCAGGGAAAAACAAGAAGGCAGAUAAAGAGAAGAUAGUUGCUGCCCUUAAACUACCUGCUAAAAAAGUGUUUGGGGAUGGAGGAGUGUCUGGGGAAACGCUGCUUCCACAUUCCACCACUAUUAACACCCUCAGCCCAACUUUUGCUGCCUGUCGCAAUGGUGCUGCCAGGACCUCAAAGUUAUUUCCCAUCUGCUGCGUGACUCCAGCCAAGACAGAGGAGCGGUGGGCGACUCCAAGUGCCCGCAGCCAACACCAGACACAGCAGCCACAGCAACAGAUCGACUUGGCCAUCAUCCGAAGAACAAUAGAUGAGCCCAGGCCUGGCACCAAGCUAGAUACUGGUGUACACCUCAGUGCAGAACCUUUACAAAAAUAUAAAUCUUGCCUUAGAACAUCGCCAAGAUUAGCAGCUUCACCCAGGUUAGGAGUUGCAGCUAGACUGGGAACCUCUCCUAAAAUGGCUGCGCUUCCUAAACUCGCCUCCUCCAGAACGACUGGAUCACCUAAGCUGGUCGCCACCUCUCGGUUUGGAGGGUCACCUAAGCGUGGGUCUCCUAAACGAUCAAUACUCCGGCGUGGUACUUCUCCCAAGCCUGGGUCAUCACCACGUCGAAGUGCUGCCUCGCGUCUUCGAGCACUGACGACUGCAGGAGAACAGAGCGUUAUUGUCGCAACACUCUAGCUAAAACCCAAACUAUGCAGGAUGAGUGAUUUCUUGUAUUGUUAAUAUUGUUAGUAUGAUGGUUCUGUGAACUAACAGAUAAAAUGAACAGAUUUUUCAGUGGAUUUGAACUACACAAAGUUGAACAUAAAUGGAAGCACAUGGUGAUGGAUGUGUACUUCAUAUGAGGCUUCAACAUAAGGGUGUAUGUGUAACGUUGGUGUAACUGAAACAGGUGGAUUUGAUCUAGGAGAGUGGCAAGAGUGUGACAGCCACAAGACUGUAACCAGUGACUGUAAGGCCUACACAAGAGCCAGACACACAUGUAACAGUGAGGGCAUGGCAGCACAAGUACUCAGCUCACAGUAUUCACUACCAUACACACCAUCUGUAGCUGUGAUCAUACUAACCAAAGCUCAUCUCAUUCACUUUGACAGUAUACAGACCUUCAGCUGAACUAGUUAUGCACACCUUGCCUGCGGUUGCAAACUUGGUGCUCUGGUGUUUUUGUGAGAGCAACUGAUGCAGAGUGGAGGUUAGUAAGUCUCAUUCCAGCUCAACAAAUAUACUUACGACACAUUACACCCAAGACAGCCAGGACUCUCACUUGCAAAAGAUAAGUUAUGAACAUUCGCCAGGUAGCAGCUGUAAUAAUUACCUCAGCAACUAUUUGUCAGGUCUUAUCGAUUCGUAAGUUUUAAAGGCUGCACAAAUUUAUCCAUAGGGAGAUCCUGAAUGUUCUUGGAGGUAAUGUCUUUUAGUCGUGAGUGAAACUUUCAAUAUAUCAGUAAGUGAUAAACAAAAUGUGGUAAUGAACUCUCUCGUCUAGUCGUGAAUUUAAGUGUGAUGCGACUCAGACCGAGAGUUGUAACAUGUUAGUGCCAAGAUAGGAUUAGUUCCUCUUUACUUAACGUGCUAAAAUAAUCAAGGUUUUUUUUAAUGAGUUUGGCCUUAAGGCUUCGUCGACCCCUGUGACCACCAGUAUCACAGGAUAUUUUUAUUAAUUAAAUCCUAGUUCUACCACCGUCGUUGACAUGACAGGACGGCGUCCCUAGAUGCUGCUGCUAUUAUCCCUCAGUGCUUAGUUAAUUGAACUUGCUCAUCAGGGCCUGUGGGGACUACCUUGCUGGGGGAGCUUUGGCAAAUAAAAUUAUUAGUGGGGACUGUAGAAUUAUUUAGGUGGCCUUAUUAAAGGGUACUAUGAAGGUGAAUUUGGUAAAUAAUAUUAGAAAGAAAUGAAGCUGAUUUUGCAGUGAUGUCCUGCGGAGGAUAAUUCUCUGUGGGACAUUUACUCUCUAAAGUGUUUUUUAGAGAUUAAUUUAUUCUUAAAAAAGCUAUAGAGGAUACCAACUGACUGUUAACUUACUUGAUGGUCUUUAUGAUAGGAGGGAUUGUUAAGGUGAACUCUUUAGCUGGAGUACUUAACAGGUAGAAAGUUAUGGUAAGGAGAGUAAAAAGAAAAAGUGUUGGGAAUAAGAUAUAUAAAUCUAAGGAAUUAGUUACACAAUGUGGAGAGGAAAAGUUACACUAGGAAAAGGUAGGUGAGAGGCAAGGAGAAAAUGAUUAAGAUCAAACUAAAUGUGAAUGUUUGCUGCAAUCAGCACUUAGAAACUAAUGUAGCAAGCAAGGAAAAUAAUGUACAAGAGGAACAAUGGAUGUACAGUAUUUGCUUCAGUCUAUAGACGAGAGAAGAACAGAAAGUUGGCAGCCUCCGUUACGAGAAAAAGAUUUAAAAAUGUCACAAAUCGAAGCACCUCAUCAUAGUCCCCUUUAACAAGCUCUCGCCUCAACAUUUGCUAUAUACUGUAGACCAUUAUUUAUAAGUCCAAGCCUUCACGUCUUGUCAAAAUUGCACUAGUAGGACAAUUUAGAAUAAGAUAUUUUAGCUAAAAUAAUGAGGGCAGUUUUGCGAGAUUGGUCCGGUUACUUCGGAAAAUUAAAAGUUGUGAUAUUAGCACUUGAGAUUGUCUGGCUAUCAAUAUAACUCAUCAUGUUCAGAAGGACAUGUACCUCCAUUAACCUCUUUGUGGUGCUGGCUUUGUGUCACAACACCCAGUUAACUUUUGAAGACUUAAUUAAGCUCUCUUUUUCUACAUAUACAGUAGAUAAAUACAUACAUGCUUUUAAGUCGAACUUUCCAACUUGGUGUAUUAAGGAACGAUCGUCUUGCCACACAGACUAGCCAAAUAUAUAUUCACUUUCUGCUGUAGCUCCGUUUUAUGUGUAUGGUUAGAUAGUCACAUGAGCAGACAUGAAAUGCAGUUUUUCAUUGUGCUGCUGAACUAACAGCGACCUGAUCUAACCUUGUUAAAAUUAACCUAAUGUAGUUUAAUCUUAAUCUAACCCAUCUAAGGUCAGUUUCAAUAUAGUAUUAUUUAACAUCGCAGAUUACCAGCAUUCAGGACAGGUUAGAGAUGGUCAGUAACCACCCCAAUCACGAGUUUUUAUGGAGAACUCAGACUUGACCAGCAGCCAAUUAUUAGAAGACCUGCCCAGUGUUCUGGUUGGAUUAUUAUUAUUAUAAUCAAAAAGAAGCGCUAAGCCACAAGGGCUAUACAGCGCUGCAGGGCAGGAAGGAAGCGAGGGCAUCAGGUGGCAAAAGGGAGAUGGAUGAGUAAUAGGUUACGGAUGUUCUGGUUGGAGAACCUUUAUGACUGGUGCUGUGACUUAACAACAACUAGGUAAUCCCAGACCAGUCACUGCUGAAUUGUUACACUCGCUAGUUAAGAAUUUUCAGCAUAUUGAUAAGUGAUUUAGAAGGGACAGAUGCUAAAACUAAUUAUUGGCUACUCUUUGAGUCAGAGGUCCCCCAUAAAAACUUGUAAUCAAGUUGCAAUUAAUGACCAUCACCAGCCUCCCCAUAAUUCUGACUGAGAAACCCCUGAGAUUAGCUAAGUGUCUGAGACGAUGUUCAUUACAAAUUUUCAUCACAUCAGUAAUACGUAUUUUAAUGAUACUCAGAAUUAUUUUUGUGGAGUUAUUGCGAAAUUUAAUUUAUAUUCGGCUUGUUUGGCAAAAGAGCCGCUGCUUAAUAAGCCAAGAUCACAAGAUCUGCCUAAUAAGUAUGACAUAUAUUUAUAAUUCAUCAUUAAAUUGAUUGAUGAAAUGUGUGCAUGUACAAACACACAUGCAUGUUCACGCAUUAUGCUAUACACUGUACAGUACAUCUGCAUAAAAUCAUACUAUUCAUCAAGAGUGUAAAAAGGAAGAUAACUCAGCCUUAGGAGAUAAUCUGUGAUGGUCACCCAUACAUUUACACAUCAUGGUAAAGGCUGACUUAGUUUUCAGGACUGAAAAUUACUGCAUUAUCACAACCCCUUUUAUUUUGUUUUGUAAAAAUAACAUAGUCGUUGUUAUUUAAAUGAUGGUUGUAAUAUUUUUGAGUGGAACUUUUUUUUUUUUUUUUUACCCUUUGGCACUUUUUCUUGGCCAUAUAUGCACAUGUACCGAUUAUUGACAAAGUCUACCAUUCUUCUACUAUGGAUGUUCUUUUUCAUCAAAUCUUAUAGCUUUACAAAGAAAUUCUCUAUAUUUCACCUGCUUGCUACUGUUCUCCAUUUUCCUGUUCCUGGUCAGACCAAGUUAAAUGAAGAAUUAAACUCUAAUAAUCAUCAUAAUUCAUUAACUCUUAGCUGAGCUCAAGACUACAUGAAGGUCAUUGAGGUUGUAGAUAAAUGGUUCAGAGUACCGACAAGUUGAUAAAUUAGACACGUGCAACACUUGGGCAUCUUUACUGAGGAAAUGUUUUGCCAUACAGUGGCUUCAUCAGUCCAAUACAAAGGAGAAUGAAGACAUGAAGAAGUUUGAGGUAAUCAGUCCUUCAACCUGAAGUCGAUGUAAUCAAUCUAUCAGUCUUGAUUGCAUCAAUGUACUCAGUCCAUCAGUUAAGAUAGAUGGACUGAGUACAUCGACUCCAGGCUGAGGGACUAAUUACUUCAACCUCCUCCUGAUUGUCACCAUUCUCCUUUGAUUGGAGUAAUGAAGCUGCUGUGUGGCAAAACAUUUCCUCAAUCAAGAUACCCAAGUGCUGUAUGUGUCUAAUUUGUCAUUAAGGUUUACAGUUCUCCCGUACAGUACCAUCAGGAAAACUAAUCCUAAGAAAGGGAUUCAAGUCAACUCUCAGUGUAGAUAUUAUCGUAUUCAUUGUAAGUCCUGAAUCAUUGUAUAUAGCAUACACUGAGAGACAUCUUUUGGUUUACAUAGUGGCAUCCCUUCAAAGAGGGUGCCCUGUGAUGGUAAAGGGCUCUUGAUCCAGGGAAUUUGAGCUACUCUCCCCUUGGACCAAACCUGAUUAUCUACCAUUCCUCUCGUGCUGUGUGAAUACAACAAGUUUAGUGCUUCCUUAUUAAUGUAACAAAUAAUACGUAAUUCAUUAAGUCAUGGUAUGACUUAUUAUUACUGUUACAUUUAUAGGGAAACUCUAAGCCUGUAGGGCUGACAGUGUUUGAGGAAGGGAAGAUAAGUAGGUUUGACCUAUGGAAGGAAAGAGUAGCUCCAAUUCAUUGGAUCAAAGCUCUUCAUCAGCCUCAAGCAACUUCCCUUGAAGAGAAUAUCAUUCAUUAACAAUCUUAAAGUUAUCUAAUGUACAGGCUACAUAUGUAGUAAUUAUAAGUUAAAGUUCCAAAAUGCAAAUUCUAUGUUUCAUAUUUCAAAGUAAUAAAUAGUUACAGGAUCUUUUUGGUAAUUGUACAUAUUUUGUGUGCAAAUGCUGUUAUAUAUAUAUAAUUUUUGCCACACAAAAUAGCUCACUUUAAUUCUUCAAAAUUGAAAGUUGCUAUUUUAUGUAAAUGCCUUUGUUGUACCACAAAUAUCAGAAUGCAAACAGGUGAUUCAGGUAAGGUUUUCUUAAUAUUGUACUGUAUAUUCCAAUUUAUAAUAUGUACUUAUAUAGAGCAUUAUUUGCACAUUUAUAUUUUGAAUAGUUUGUAUAAAUAAGCUCAAAAGUAACAAUUCAGGGUUUUAACAUGAGCUUUAUAUCAGAAAGUAAUGAGUUCAUAAACAUUCCGUUAUUCACUAGUAACAAGUGAGAAUUAUUCGAGACAUGUAGUACAGUGUUACGAUAUUUACUGGCGAGACAUUUCAGUGGUAGAAUUUUUUUUUCAGUGUUAUGCAGAGAUGAGAAUAAACAGGGUAUAAUAUAGUACAGUACAAGUAUAGGUAUAUUAAUGUUAUAUCAGCAUAUGCAAUAAUCAAGGCUUUAUAGGACUGAAAAGGCUAUCAGGAGAGAAACACCUCCAAUAAAUGUCAUUUUUUGCAUAUGUGUUGUAUGCCCACAGGACAUAUGUAGUGGUCAGAUGUUGGGGUCAGGUACAGAGGUUGCAGCCCCACCAAGACACUGCAGUUAGACGAGUAGUGGUCCUGCCCCCUUGCACUUGGCCCCACCAUCUGUGAACCAAUAUAUGUAUGUAUAUAUAUAAAUAUAAUUGAAAGAAUUAGAGGUAAGACAGAAUGUAGGAUUGCAGAUGAGCAAGGAGGUUUCAGAGUGGGUAAGGGAUGUGUAGAUCAAGUGUUUACAUUGAAGCAUAUGUGUGAACAGUAUUUAGAUAAAGGUAGGGAAGUUUUUAUUGCAUUUAUGGAUUUAGAAAAGGCAUAUGAUAGAGUGGAUAGAGGAGCAAUGUGGCAGAUGUUGCAAGUAUAUGGAAUAGGUGGUAAGUUAUUAAAUGCUGUAAAGAGUUUUUAUGAGGAUAGUGAGGCUCAGGUUAGGGUGUGUAGAAGAGAGGGAGACUACUUUCCAGUAAAAGUAGGUCUUAGACAGGGAUGUGUAAUGUCACCAUGGUUGUUUAAUAUAUUUAUAGAUGGGGUUGUAAAGGAAGUAAAUGCUAGGGUGUUCGGGAGAGGGGUGGGAUUAAAUUUUGGGGAAUCAAAUUCAAAAUGGGAAUUGACACAGUUACUUUUUGCUGAUUUAUACUGUGCUUAUGGGAGGUUCUAAAGAAAAAUUGCAAAGGUUAGUGGAUGAGUUUGGGAAUGUGUGUAAAGGUAGAAAGUUGAAAGUGAACAUAGAAAAGAGUAAGGUGAUGAGGGCAUCAAAUGAUUUAGAUAAAGAAAAAUUGGAUAUCAAAUUGGGGAGGAGGAGUAUGGAAGAAGUGAAUGUUUUCAGAUACUUGGGAGUUGACGUGUCGGCGGAUGGAUUUAUGAAGGAUGAGGUUAAUCAUAGAAUUGAUGAGGGAAAAAAAGGUGAGUGGUGCGUUGAGGUAUAUGUGGAGUCAAAAAACGUUAUCUAUGGAGGCAUGAAGGGAAUGUAUGAAAGUAUAGUAGUACCAACACUCUUAUAUGGGUGUGAAGCUUGGGUGGUAAAUGCAGCAGCGAGGAGACGGUUGGAGGCAGUGGAGAUGUCCUGUUUAAGGGCAAUGUGUGGUGUAAAUAUUAUGCAGAAAAUUCGGAGUGUGGAAAUUAGGAAAAGGUGUGGAGUUAAUAAAAGUAUUAGUCAGAGGGCAAAAGAGGGGUUGUUGAGGUGGUUUGGUCAUUUAGAGAGAAUGGAUCAAAGUAGAAUGACAUGGAAAGCAUAUAAAUCUAUAGGGGAAGGAAGGCGGGGUAGGGGUCGUCCUCGAAAGGGUUGGAGAGAGGGGGUAAAGGAGGUUUUGUGGGCAAGGGGCUUGGACUUCCAGCAAGCGUGUGUGAGCGUGUUAGAUAGGAGUGAAUGGAGACGAAUGGUACUUGGGACAUGACGAUCUGUUGGAGUGUGAGCAGGGUAAUAUUUAGUGAAGGGAUUCAGGGAAACCGGUUAUUUUCAUAUAGUCGGACUUGAGUCCUGGAAAUGGGAAGUACAAUGCCUGCACUUUAAAGGAGGGGUUUGGGAUAUUGGCAGUUUGGAGGGAUAUGUUGUGUAUCUUUAUAUGUGUAUGCUUCUAAACUGUUGUAUUCUGAGCACCUCUGCAAAAACAAUGAUAAUGUGUGAGUGUGGUGAAAGUGUUGAAUGAUGAUGAAAGUUUUUUCUUUUUGGGGAUUUUCUUUCUUUUUUUGGGUCACCCUGCCUCGGUGGGAGACGGCCGACUUGUUGAAAAAAAAAAAUAUAUAUAAAUAUACUCACAGUUUAUUCUUAAUCCUGUAUUGGAAAGAAAAAAAUAUCUCAUAAGCAAAAUGUCUCCUCAGUAAAUACUAUCCUAGUACUAAACAUGUCUUAUUUACAGACCUGUCAGUAUUUGAUACCAUCUUUCACCAAGACCAUGUAGGGUUGAGAAUCUGUGGGAUGAAGACAAUCCUUUGCAUUAAGCAUAUCACAGUAUGCUCUAGCCUUAGCCUUUGCAUGAGGGGUACAUUAUACUCUCACAGUUACCCUUGUGGUCAUUAUGCUCUUGCAGUUACCUUCACAUUAGUGGUGCAUUAUUUUCUUGCAAUUACCUUUGCAUGAGGAGCCUCAUGCUCUCACAAUUACAUCUGCAUAAGUGAUAUUAUGUUCUCAUAGUUGGAAAAUAUCUUAACAACAGCACAUUCGGUACAUGAUGGAUUGGAGAAGGGUUUAUGGCAUAGCUUAUUGAGAACCAAACUUGACAAUCUGUAUUAAAAAACAGCCAUUGGGAACUUUUAUGAUAUGAUGCCUUGAAUAUAGGAGAAAAUGUCUACCAGAAUAAGGACAUACCACAAUGUGCCAGUGUGCAAACAAAUUUGCUGUAAUUUCACUACAGAGGUCCUUUGUGCCCACUUCUUUGGCAAAAGGCCUACAAGCUAUCUUGAAUCUAAAGAUUUGAAGCUUGUAGCAAAGCAGUCACAGGAAUUAUCAACCCUACAGAAUUUUUUUCAUUCAUGCAAACAUUAAUAUUAUAGAAAUGACAGAUUAUCAGAAAUUUGUAAUUACUCAUAUAUUCACAAAUAGAUUUAUUAUUCCUAACAAGGUUUGGCCAUCUUCAUCUCUUAGACUGAUCAUUCCAGCUUCCGUUAAGCUAUUAUCUGCACACUGUUGGUAGACCUUCUAACAUGAAAUAUCGGUAUGAACAUUCAGUAACGUUGCCUUUAUUAAACUGCUAAUAAGUGCCUAACGGGUUACAACAGGUUUGGGCGAAACAUCAAUGAAUUUCUCUUGAUUAUCUGCUGCUAAACCCAAGAUGUUAAACAUUUGGUGCUGGAAAUGAUCAAAAUGGAUGAAGCUUAUGAACACUAUAUGUUCUUGUCUUUAGUAUCUUGACUGCCUAAAACUGUUGGAAAUCCAUGUUGCGUUUAAGCAUACCUAAACUGAGUAUUGUAACUGAAUAUUAUAGUUAUAAACUAUAUAUACAUAUAUAUACCCAUAUCAGCGAUACACUUGUUUAAACUUUUGCACCUCCCUUUAUAUUCAUACAGUUACUGCUGAUGUUUCUUAUCUUAGGCUAAUUCACUUCAUCUUGUUUAUAUAACAAUGCAUUUCACAUCUUACUCAGUUCCUCCUUCCUUCAUUGACUGCACACUUAGGAUUAUGGGUAUGCAUGCCUAGCUUUUAUGGAAUGAUAUUCAUUCCAAACUGAGAUGAUCAUUCCAUUUUAUACAUUACAUACAUUGUGGCUAUCAAAAGUGGCUGCCAUAGUUACUAGGGUACUUAGAAACUGCUGGUUCUCUUCGUAUAUAGCCAAAAAUAAUACUGUUUACCAACCAGCUGGAAAGAAUUGGAUAUACUAUAUUCAAUUCUUCUGUAGUAAAAAUUGCAUUGGUUUAAAACUUCGCCUAUUGAUACAAGUAAGCAAUACCUCUCUUCCAAAAAAUACAUAAUGAACCAUGACAUUUGUGUGAUAUCUCUCAGUAUAAACUCCAGACAUUGUGGAACAUGCCGCCUUCAGCUCUUACAUCACAGUGUAAUAACCCAAUGCAAUAAAUUUAGUACACAAUGGCAUAAGGGUAUUUCUCCUCCCAGUGGUUAGGAGGAAAUAUGACAUAAUUCAAAAUAAACUGUGAUAGUCAAA